Papaver somniferum (opium poppy) is the source of this 1452-nucleotide messenger RNA. Its product is annotated as SNF1-related protein kinase regulatory subunit gamma-like PV42a. The transcript has 3 exons. Bases 108 to 1277 code for a protein of 389 amino acids. Lineage: Eukaryota; Viridiplantae; Streptophyta; Magnoliopsida; Ranunculales; Papaveraceae. The record is from RefSeq and is a predicted model, not a curated record.
UAAACACUUCCUCUCAUUGUUAUCUAUCUUCCAUCCCAUUUUUCCUUUCACUUCACUUAUUCUCACCAGCUAGAAUCAUCAUCAAACAAGAACAAGAAACAACAACAAUGGAAAAAGCCAUGUCAAUAGACAUAAACAAGAACAGCUACAGCGACGAACUCGAAUGGCUAAAACAAACAAAAGUUGGAGAUUUGAUAUCUGAUCAUCAUCUUCAAAACAAGAACAAGAGAUUAGUAGAAGUACCAUAUACAGCAACGUUAGCUCACACCAUGAAUGCGCUUGUAGCUAAUAAUGUUGUGGCUGUACCUAUAGCUGCACCACCUGGUCACUGGAUCGGUGCUGGUGGUUCUAUGAUCCUAGAAUCUGAUAAACAUACUGGUGUUGUUAGGAAACAUUAUAUUGGUAUGCUUACCAUGUUUGAUAUAUUAGCUCAUUUGGCUGAAGACCCAAUUGAUGUAGUCGGUACUAACGGUGACGGCGGCGGCGGUUUUGAUAUGGAUGAACGGAUGUCAGUUCCGGUAUCUUCUAUCAUUGGUCACAGUUUGGAAGGUCUUAGUUUAUGGACUCUAAAUCCUCACACCAGCCUUUUAGAUUGUAUGGAAGUAUUCAGCAAAGGCAUACACCGGGCAUUGAUACCACUUGACAGCCACAUGGAUAAUGUACUAGGAGUAGAACUUGCAGAAAACUCAUCUAGUUAUCGGAUGCUUACUCAAAUGGAUGUUUUAAGUUUUUUAAAGUCGCAUGGAUCUAAGCUGAAAAAUGUCAUUUCUCACACUGUCGGAGAAUUGGGAGCUGUCAUGGAACAAGUUUUUGCGGUAACGAAUCGUACAAAAGUUAUCGACGCUAUAAAAUGUAUGAGGACUGGAGGAUUGCACGCUGUUCCGAUCAUUGAAGCUUUUGAUGCGACAGAUGAAGAUCACAAGCAACUCAUAAAUGGGAAAGGAAGAAAGAUUGUAGGCACAUUCUCUGCAACCGAUCUCAAGGGAUGUCCAAUUGAUUUGCUUCAGUCUUGGAUGUCUAUUGAUGUUCUCGAAUUUACUAAUAGAGUAUCAACAGGCCCCGCUAAUAAUGGUGUUGGGGAUGAAUCGACAGCAUCAACAUCAAGAACGCUUGUAACAUGUUACGCAGAGUCGAGCCUUGGUGAAGUAAUUGACAAAGCUGUCACAGGACAUGUUCAUCGUAUAUGGGUUGUGGACAGACAAGGACUGCUAGAUGGGAUUGUCGCUUUAACAGAUGUACUUCGAGUUAUAAGAAUCUCGUUAUUGUCUGGUGUUUGAUACAGAAGACACUCAUCUUUUGCUUGUGAGACGUACGCCAUCGAGCUAACCUAGCUAGUUUGCUGUUUUUGGUACAUUUAGUAGCAAGUGUGUUAUGUUUGUGACGUUAUUGUAGACCGCUUGUGACUUGAGAUACGUAACUGUAAGUUUAAUCAGUUAAAUCCCCUUUUUGCUU